Messenger RNA from Purpureocillium takamizusanense, 4149 nucleotides. RefSeq lists its product as uncharacterized. Gene Ontology annotation, molecular function: DNA-binding transcription factor activity, RNA polymerase II-specific; zinc ion binding; RNA polymerase II cis-regulatory region sequence-specific DNA binding. Lineage: Eukaryota; Fungi; Ascomycota; Sordariomycetes; Hypocreales; Ophiocordycipitaceae. Gene Ontology annotation, cellular component: chromatin. The coding region runs from base 922 to 3750 and encodes 942 amino acids. The transcript has 2 exons. The record is from RefSeq and is a predicted model, not a curated record. Gene Ontology annotation, biological process: DNA-templated transcription; regulation of transcription by RNA polymerase II.
UCUUUUUCCAUCCUCCGCCUGGCAGAGCAAAGAAAAGCAGUUGUUCCACCAUCUCGCGCUCACAGAAGGACUCACUCUUCCGCCGCGACGAAAAACGCACCGUUUCAGACCAUUGAUUGCGGAUCGCGCGGGUGUGCACGCCAUUUCGUGGUAAAAAAAAAUACAACGCGCGCCCCAAGGCAAAAAAAAACUUCGGCCAUCUUCUUUUCUGGAUCCCAGCACCACCUUUAUCCUGCUUGCGGUUACCAGCCAAGGGCCCACUUGCCACCAUCGAACAAGCACCAAAAGAGCAAAACGGUUCCGCUCUGCCGCCGCCCUUUUGCAUCCACUUAUCUCCUUACGCCUGCCACACCAGCCUGGAAGAAGGUUUCGCUACUUCGCCAUUCACCGUGCGGUACUUCCUCCCUCACCUACGGCCAACUGCCUAGCCUGCCUAUCGGCCACGCGAAUCGGCAACACGUCCAUUACCCACCCUCCACGACACCUCGACAGAAAAGGUCUUCUGCCUCUGACCUCACACCUCCACCCACUUUUUUCCGCUCUCGUCUCGUCCUGCGCGGUUGUACCUGACAGUCGUCACCCCCAGCCCGCUCAAGGGAAAAAAAUAAAAACAGGACCAGGACCCAGUCUCCACACUGGAACCCUCCCCCGAACACCACACCUCCAAGAGGGACCUUCCUUGAGCCGCUUCAUCCACCGCCCUUCUCGCAUCGUCGCGUGGGCCUUUUUCGCAAACCCGUUGUUUGCACCUACAUCACCUCCCGCAAAGACUCCGGGUCCGCUUCUCGUGGGAUCCCCGCGUCUUCUUGAGCCUCGAGGCAGUCAUCGACAGCUUCGGCUUGCCGUUAGUCCCGUCAACACCAACGGUCGUCCCGCGACGUCCCGGCCCCUCACGCUUCGCGACGCGUCUCGAGCAGUAGCAUGGACAGUUCUCAUUACCCGUCCAAUGGUAUAAACACAACGUCCGCGCCACAGACAUACCCAUCGCCAACUGCCAUCUCGCCCAACCAGCUCCAGACGGGUUCUCCUUUGCCGCAGACGCUGCCUCCUCUGCAGCCCCCGACCUCCGCCAUGCAGCCCAUGUACGGUAGCCACCCGCACACGCCGCGGACUCCUGGUACUCCCAACACUCCCAACUCGACUGGGAACGUGCCCACGUACCAGAACACGUCCCAGCCCGCGUCCCGGCCCGGUGUCUACGCCAUGGCUCAGAACCCGUAUCCCCCCCAUCCGGGAUACGGCACGUCGGCCGCCAUGAUGCCGCAGACUACCACCGCUGCGUCUCACCCGCAGCCUAUUGCGCCCGCGCCCGUCGGCGGCCGUGGCCCUCCGGUCCUGCGCCCGAUGCCUCCGGGUGGCCUCAUGCCCCAGCCCGGCCAGCCCUCGCCCUAUGGUCCCGGCUCGCUGAUGCAGCCCAACCCGGUCCUCCAGGAGGGAGAUCAGCCGACGCACGUCGUGGGCUCCCAGGGCCGCCGCGGCAUCCUGCCCAGCGCUCCGGGCCGGCCUGCCGCCCCUCCGGCCGGCACCACUGCCGCAAAGAAUACGGUGAUUCCCGUCAAGGAUGCGGACGGCAAGUUUCCUUGCCCGCACUGCACCAAGACUUAUCUCCACGCUAAGCACCUGAAGCGUCAUCUCCUUCGACACACUGGCGACCGCCCCUACAUGUGUGUGCUUUGCCGUGAUACGUUUUCGCGAAGUGACAUCUUGAAGCGUCACUUCCAGAAGUGCUCCAUUCGUCGUGGUAACCCCACCGGAGCCAGCCACCUGUCUCAUCCGCAGGCCCACGUUAAGAAGAAUGCUCAGGCCCAGAAGGCUGCCGGCCUCGCCAACGAGGGUGAUAUGAACCACCUCAACGGCCUCAACAACAUGCCCCCGGCCGACGGCAUGGUCCACCCCUUUGGCAUGGUUCCCGUCCAGGACGGCAUGAAUAACAUGGCCGGCGACCAGAACCAGCUCUCCCGAUCUAACUCCAUGAACCGGCUCGAGAAUGGCGCGCCCCAGGAUCGGAGGAACAUGCCUGGCAUGAACAACUCGCAGCCCUAUGGUGCCGACGUCCAGAACUCGAUGAACCAGCAGCAGAUGCCCAACUACGGCGUGCCCCACGGUCAGAACGGGAUGCCCAUGUAUGGCGGUUCCAACGCGAAUCAACAAUCUGGCCUCGAUUGGUCUCAGAUGUUCCAGGCUGGUGCGCAUCAAACCCUCAACGAGCAUCCAUUUCAUCCUCCUAAUCGUGGGCAGACGCAGAUCGGAACCAAAACCGGGCCUAAUUCCUCUAUGGAGACGACGGGUUGCAGCUCCAGCGACGCCGUCGUCUACUCUGAGUGGGGCAUACCGUCGAGUGUCGAGAAUCCUUAUACCCAGCUUUCUAACCAGAUCCUUAAUUUCUUUUACCCCCCCAACGAGGCGAUUGACCCUCAUCUGACCGGCAUGAACCUGCAUCUUUCCCCAGAAAACGUUGACAACUUCAUUGGCCACUACGACAAUUUCCACCAGCACGCGCCGCUGCUUCACAAGCCCUCGUUCCGGAUCAUGGAUGCCCACAUCGGCUUGGUCACUUGCAUGUGCUGCAUUGGCGCCUGCUACUCGGAUCGGGUGGAGCCAUCUGUCGUCCGCGAGAUGAUAGAUAACCUCUGGAUCUCGAUGGAGCGAGAUUGCCUUGGCGCAAUGCCGGCUCAGUCUCACUCCGGGGACGACCGGGGCGAAGAUGCCUCAGCAACAGACAUUCAGGUGCUGCAAGCGCUUGUGCUGAUGAGCGCUCUUCACGUGUGGAAUGGAACUUCGCAGCAGCGCACCCGGGCAAGAAGUGCAUUUCCUCAGAUCGCGUCCCAGGCGAGGCGCCUUGGUCUUUUGCACCUUCGAGGGCCCGGCAAGCCCGGGCCACGAGCGCAGGACUGGCUGGCCUGGGCAGAUUCCGAGCAGCGUUUGCGGCUUAUGCACAGCAUUAUUGUCUGCGACACCAUAUGGGCAUUGUAUUGCAAUAUUGCGCCGCAGUUUGGGCCGUUCGAGAUACAACUGCCCUUACCGUGCGACGAGUCUCUUUGGAGCGCUAGGACCGAAUCGGAUUGGGCAUCAAGCAUCAGACUGCGACAGAAUUCGGGGUCUCUGCACGGUGACCAACCUGAGUUUGAUCUGGCUCUGAGGACAUUACUCCAUCCGCUUUAUCGAAUAAGCAAGGGAAGCACCAGCACGGGUGGGAAGUGGACGCUAUUGUUUGCCGUCAUGGCUCUCAUUUGGCGCGUUCAGCGGGGUGGAUUCUUGGGGAACCCCCACCAAGAUGACCCUCUUCCUUCCCGCGUGUGGAUUGUGGCCCAUGGCGGAGUUAAAAUGGAGACGGAUCCAGUCAACGGCCAAUCUCUCGAUCCGCAAAGCCACCUCAUCCUGAGUGGCGCCCUCGAUAAGGUCAAGACGAUUCUAGACGAGGAUGCGCCGUCGACGGCGGCAGCUAGUCAGGGACCCGAGGGCUGCAUCCACACUGACUCUAUUCUGUCUUACUGGAUGGCGAAGCGUCUGUUGACGUACAAGCUUCCAGAUGACCCGGACUUGUCAGAGGAGGCAUGCUUCAUGCAAGUGCUGCGGCUCAUGGAUGGCAUCAGGGCCUGGGUAAUCAACAACGGGGAAGCAAAAGGGGAAAAAUUGGAGCAGGUUGGGGAGAUCAAGGAACAUGAGGAUUCGACGUUGAACAUGACGGACUUUUUCGGCAACACCCCCCGUGGAGCAGGCGACACUGGAGCAGCACCGGCCACAAAUUGAAAACCGGCACAAUCGGAGGAAUGGAUAUGUUACGAUUGACAAAAGCAUUGGGGAAGGAGGCUGCAUUCGGUGGCGUUGAGAUCCGUGUCUUUAUUUUCGUUCUUGUUUUGGUUGUGGAAUUUCACGCGUUUCGGGGACCAGUUUGGGGCUUUGUCGGGUGGACUGACGGUGGUCAUGGCUGCUGGCAGGCGCCAAGGCGCGCUGACUCUUGUCAAGCAAGGCGGGAAGGCGGUCCAGCUCUGCAAAUGCAUUUCCGAAAAGGAUAGACGGCGGACGGGAGUUGAGUUUGCAUUACUAGACUUUUGAUCCUUCAGAUAGAACGGACGGUCGGUCGGCUACUGUGUAUUUCCGAGGGCCAUGAUGACUCUAUGGCCGGAAUUGAUCAACGAUGUUUUUGUA